AUGGAACAAUUUGCCUCGCCCAGCGGAUCGUCUCCCUUGCCGACUGGUCCGAGCCCAGCAACCAGGCAAAUGCUCAAGCUCGGCCGUCUCGCGAAGAUAGGCGUCCCGGUUGUUGCCGUCGUGGGCCUCGGCUAUGGCAUUUCCACGUUCAUGGAAGCCCAAAAUCACGCUCAACAGCAGAGUUUGCAAGAACAAGAGCGCCUACGAAAAAACGCCAUGUUGAUGGAGGCGUACGGCGACAAGAGCAGCUUGGAGGACAUGCAGAGGGCCAUGGAACACUACCACAAGAACUAA
Talaromyces rugulosus is the source of this 294-nucleotide messenger RNA. RefSeq lists its product as uncharacterized. NCBI's taxonomy places the organism in Eukaryota, Fungi, Ascomycota, Eurotiomycetes, Eurotiales, Trichocomaceae. The transcript is spliced from 3 exons. Bases 1 to 294 code for a protein of 97 amino acids. The record is from RefSeq and is a predicted model, not a curated record.